Molecule: messenger RNA, 5142 nt
Organism: Amoebophrya sp. A120
Lineage: Eukaryota; Dinophyceae; Syndiniales; Amoebophryaceae
Source: the annotation of a GenBank genome assembly
AUUUCAUUUGCCCACAUGUGUUUAGUUUCUCUGUUGCGCCGGGCCACGAGAACUAUUAAGUUGUGGUGCAGCAUGAUGCUGGUGGAGCAAAAGCCAAACCUUCUUGAGCGUGUUGGAAUAGUCUCGAGCGUGUUGGAAAAGCAUACGCACCUAUUAGAUGCCCCCCUGCUCCCCUGUCAGCACUUCAUAGUUCAAAACUGCCCGCGAAGUUGUGCCCCCUGCCUGGAGCAUCAGGAAGGUAUCCCCCGCCGAGCAAGGCUACUUACACCUUUCGACUACAUUAACGGCCUUCCUCGGCCGAAAGCCAGGCACGGAAAAUGGUGCGCGUUAGCGCGGUCGUCGUGUUUGGCGCAGUGCUGUCACUGGCUCUGCUCUUUUUCGCGUUGUUUCACAGCUGCAGGAACCACUUGUUGCAACCUGGGGACUGGGACGCGGUAAUCUACGUGCUAAAAAACACCAACUUGCCACAGCCAGGGGAUUUGAAUCCGGGAGAAAAAGACAUUCUGCGAGGCAGGAAAGGGAUACAAGCUAGUCCUGCCGAAACUGCGUCUCCUGUGGCUGUGGCGACUCCAGGUUAUGAUGAUUCAAGUGCCGCAGCAGCAAAAGACGUCAGCUCUCUGGCCGGGGAAAACACGUUCACGCUGGAGAAUGAUGAGUUUCACAUCAACGGAGAGAAGCUGAAUCUGUAUUCAGGUUCGUUUCACUACUUCCGGCUACCCGAAGUGUACUGGGCGGACCGACUGCAGAGCAUGAAGGACAUGGGGCUCAAUACCAUCCAAUUCUACGUGCCCUGGAAUCUCGCUGAGUUAGCCGGUGAGGGGAGCCAUGUCAGGUGCUUCGCAUUUAUUUUUAGAUGGAAAAAACCGAUGGCGAUGCUUUUUUUCUGUGUAAGUACGUCUGCGGCCAAAAUCACUGAUCACACCCUAUUUUUUUACGCAACGGUGAUUAUAGCACGAACGCAUGACAACUUUUUGGCGUCACCAAAAGAAAAAACCCGGCUGCUGCACAGAUUCAUCGAGUUGGCGUCCAAGCUGGGAUUCUGGCUUCUCCUUCGCCCGGGCCCGUACGUUUGCGGUGAAUGGGACUUCGGGGGUUUGCCGGCACGGUUGCAAAAGUUGCCGAAGAUCCGCACCUUUUCCAAGCCAUACCUUGAUGAAGUGAAAACCUUCUGGAAUUACCUCCUCCCCCCGCUGAAAAAGCACCUGUUUGUGGAAAACCAGGGCGGCAAAAUCCUGAUGGUCCAGGUGGAAAACGAGUUUGGGUCUUACGGGCACGUGCAAAAGUCGGACGAGGAUAAGAAAUACUCUAUAGAACCGAAUUAGCGGCCCUUUCAUAAGUCCAGACAUUUGACGCCCCAUCGCUCGGAAUAAUUUUAGCGAGCGCGAGUAGCUGAUGACUAGGAAUGGAAAACAAAAACGCGUCGGAACCUUUGUGCGCUGCGUCUGCUGCUCGUCCUUGUGCGACAGGCGUGCGCCCUUUAUUUCCGUAGAACAAACAGCGCAAGUUGCUUCUAUGUAAUAUACAAGAUGCAUACGCGUAAUCAUUGGCGUAGCGCGUCUGCGGCAACUGCACAGCCCAGGCGCAAGAACUGAACAAGAAAACGAGCAAGGCAGCUGAAAAUCGGAAAGCUUACUCCUCGCCCGCCGCAAUCCCAUGCUGCGUGCGCGACGAGUGGCGCUAUUAAUUGCUCUCCUUUCCGGACAAUAAAAAACGCAAGUCGGUUUCUGCAUUUGCGAUGCCUAUCGUUUGCUUUUCCUUGUGAUAGUGCAUCUGCCGCAACUUGCACAGUCUGGCUGCUAGAAAGCCACCAUUUAAAUUCUCACAACCUCAAUACUUUUUCAGGUAGUGGGCAGCUUUGGCUUGGGCACGAGAACGAGACUUGAAAAAGGGAGGUUAGGAAAAAUGAAUUGGCGCCUUUUUCCCAACCGCCCUUUUCAUUUGAAUGGGGAAAAAAAAAUGUGCCGCUUUUCCAGGCUGAACCUGGGAAAGCGGCCGGAUUUUUUUUCCUACCCGCCUUUUUCAUUUUGAAAAGGGCGGUUAGCAAAAGUGCGCGAAUUCAUUUUUCCUAACCUAGGUUUUUGAAAUGCAAACCUAGGUUAGCCCACUGAAAUUUUUGGGCAGGAGCUAACUCCCCUUUUUGAAAUGCAAAGGAAGGUUAGCUACCCGAAAUUUUUGCCCAGGGACCGGGCUAGCCUCUCUUUUUGAAAUGCACAGGGAGGUUAGCCAUUCGAAAACUUUGCCCAGGGACCGGGCUAGCCUCCCUUUUUGAAAUGCAAAGGGAGGUUAGCCGCCCGAAAUUUUUGUCCCAGGACCGGGCUAGAUUUCCUGCACAAAAUGCAAAGGGCACGUGCAAAAGUCGGACGAGGAUAAGAAAUACAUGGAUUGUAUCCUGAGUAAAAACGUACCCACACCAGAGUUGUAAUGCAAAUCUGCAUGCUGAAAAUGUUUCUCAUGCGGAGCCCCAUGAGAAGCAUUUUCUAGUCGUGUUUUGCAAUUUGUCAUGCUCCAAUCAGCAUGGUAUGCUAGAUCUGUGAUGCUGCUGAGCUAGCUCAAACAGCACUGCACUACGAAUCCAAAUUUGUCAUGCAAAACAGCCAAAACUUGUGGACUUGUCUAGCCGAUUCCCCAUCUUGACUAUGGUGUGGGUACGUUUUUACUCAGGAUAGAUUGGGCGUUGAGCGAGCAGCAGAGGCACCUGGGCACGAAAGUGCAGUACUACACCACGGACAACUACUUGCUCCUGAACGCCGGGGGCAUCCACGACGCCACCAAGCACGUGUACCACGUGGGCGAUUUCGGGCCGACCAUCUGGUCGCCGCGCAUCAGUUUCAUGAACAUGCGCCACUGGAACGAGGCGGGAAAGUCGCCGGAGUUUGUGUCCGAGUACUACACGGGGUGGAUGACGGCCUGGAAAGAUUCCAACUUCGCCACCACGGACGCGAAAACGAUGAUCAGCACGAUGAAGUCCUUGCCCAAUUUCAACCUCUACAUGGCCUUCGGGUGUACGAACUUUGGCUUCACGAACGGGUUGAAUCUGAAAUCGGAGUCCUGGCUGAAGGAAAAAUACCUCGGGCAACCGCAGGUGACCAGCUACGAUUAUAACGCGCCGAUCGCGGAGGACGGCGGCCACGGCAUCGGAUCGGAUAAUGAAGACAAAUUUCUGGCAAUCAAAAACGAAAUCGCAUCAAGGAAAACUCCUGGUGCUCCAGUCGGGACGAGGACAUCAUCUUCAUCAAGGUCAGGAAGCCUGCUGCCAUCACCGACCGUGUACCCAGAUAUCGUCCUGCAGAAGGAGUCAUAUUCGCUGCUGAAGGCGGUAUUGUUUUGAUGAAGUUUCCGCAUUCAAAUAUGUAUAAUCUGCUCCCUCCCCUCGUAGAAGAUGAAGAUCUCAAAAAUGAUCACCAAGAGCCGGGUUGAUUCAAACAAACGGUCAAUUUGAUUUUAGGUCGACGUGAGUGACGGUGCCCGGUGUCAAGCACUCCCACCGGCGGUGGAUGCGGACCUGUUUGCACACGAGCACGACGUAUUCGAUCACGUUUUCCUGUACCGUUCCACACCCUCCGGCUGUUCGAAGCGUUCGUUCAAAAUCACAAACGCCAACGACCGAGUCUACGUCUUUGUCGGCGGAAACCUCAUCCGCUGGGUCGACCGCGAAGAUAGUGGGUACUCAACUCUAGAAUACAACUGCUGCGUUUGCUGAUUUGAACUUCUGUUUGGAGCGCAAAAUUGGGCUUUGCUGAAGAAGUACUGUACUGCUUGUCCGAUUUAAUGCGGUGCUUCUUGAUCUUUAUCUUUUACAAAAUCAAAAUCAAAACAGAGCUGCGGAGUUCCACAUCGAAAAGAAAGAUUGCCACGCGGAAAUUGAUAUGCACUGCAAAAGUAUCGUACUCGUAUAAAUGCAUUACAAGUUUCCUCAGCAUGAGAAAUAAAAUUUGUAAUGCGGAUUUAGCUUAAGAGCAAGAUUUGUAAUGCAUGAAUGUAAUUACUACGAGUACGAUACUUUUGCACAGGAUAAUUGAUUUCGUCGUGGAAAAUUACGGCCGGCAAAACUUCUCGCCCCAAAUGCUGCAGGACCGGAAGGGGUUCCAGAUUUCGGGCUUCAAAGCCGCUGCGGCGGGUACGUUGCAUUUGUGCAAAGGACUUUUCGACAAGAUAUCGGCACAGCACGAAGAGUUUGUGGCGGCAUCGAUUAAAACGACGACAUGGUCGAGUGGAAAACAACAACAGCGUGCCACGGCCCAGAUGGCGGCCUUCAACACUACCAAGGCGCAAAUGCGAUACAUUUGGCCUCUCAUGGACCGACAAAACGCUGCAGAGCGAGCAACUACGUCUGCAGCUGGGUCCAGCAUACAGGAGUCGAACAACGUAGUCGUUCAAAUGAGCAGAAAGCUUGAAGAACAAACCGAGCAAGUACAGCAAAGCGAGGACGAACCUGAACGGCAGCGCAACGAGCAAGAGCGGGAGCAGGAAACUACAUCAAGCGCAGACACCACGGCAAGACUUCCCGCGAUUUACUCCGGUUUUUUUUCGGUUCCAGAGCCGAAAGACCCGGCGACGCAGCUCUUGGCCGACACAUUUCUGGACAUGCGAACACUUUUUUCCACAAACGCACCGUCUCCGACUGGCAAAGGAGUGGUUUUUGUGAACGGCAUGCACCUUGGCAGAUACUGGAACUCGGCAGGCCCGAUCUACACCCUGUACCUCCCGGGCGUGAUGCUGAAGCCCGGGGAAAACGCCAUCUCUGUCGUCGAGUUUGAAACCGCGGCGCAGGACGACCCCGUACGACUAAAGUCCAGCGCGAAAAUCAUCUACAAAUAGUGACGGUAGAAGAUCGUCCAGCUACCAGGGUACUGGGUUAUUUUGUCGCAUAUUGCGAUUUUUGUGUUGACCAAAGUGUAAACAUAGAAGGUAAAGCUACAUUUUGCAUAAGACCACAAAUCCUUGAGGUUGACCCUCAAGUCGCGUUGGCGGAAGUUCUUCUUGACUCCUGUGUCGCAUCGAGCACAAACAAAUGAACUAACACAAAAUCGAAAACGAAACCAAAUCUUCCAUUACUCGAAUGAAGAAACUAUGCGCAUACUCUACUUCUCAGAAUUAAGAUGUCGUCAAAUUUGACGACGAGUGCCGCGUCGGACAGCAAGC